Messenger RNA from Ornithodoros turicata, 1531 nucleotides. RefSeq names its product stimulator of interferon genes protein-like (gene Sting). Gene Ontology annotation, biological process: reticulophagy; innate immune response; positive regulation of type I interferon production. Gene Ontology annotation, molecular function: 2',3'-cyclic GMP-AMP binding; cyclic-di-GMP binding. Bases 133 to 1386 code for a protein of 417 amino acids. The transcript has 8 exons. Gene Ontology annotation, cellular component: autophagosome; endoplasmic reticulum membrane. The record is from RefSeq and is a predicted model, not a curated record. Lineage: Eukaryota; Metazoa; Arthropoda; Arachnida; Ixodida; Argasidae.
GCUGUUCGAAGAGUUCGAUGCUUCGGUUACACAGUUACUCAAGUGGUCUGUCAACAUUUUUCUUCUGUGAAGUUGUGUACGAACUUUGAGAAUCAAGUGAAAGGAAACGCGAGGAGCUUGGCCGAUACAUCCAUGAGCAGCAGGUCCGACCCUGGAGUUGGACUGGCGUACACGGCAUUUUUUACGUACUACAGAACAGUUGCUUUGUCACUUCUGCAGCGAAUCAAGGCUUAUGAGGAGUACAACGGAAUACGGAUUCCAGUGAAGAAAGUCUUUGUCCUAAUGCCGACGUCAUGUUGCGUCGCUCCGGAAUUGGGUGAUGGCAAAGACGACGGAAUCGAGGUGGCCAAUUCCAUGGAAGAGGUGCGGGCCCCGAGAGCUGGCACCAGGCACCGCACAUUUAAGAACACCGUGUACCUAAUAAAGAAUGGGGACGAUCCGCUAUACUGUGUUGCGGAGGGACCCACUCCGCUGCUGACGUUGUACGACAUGAAAGAACGCAACGUUCUUACCGAAAGCGAAAUGGUCGAGCAGAUGCAUAUUUUCUGUCGGAAACUGGAACGGCUAUUAGAUAGUGAGGACAGUUGCGUUGGACUAUUCCGACUGAUUAUUUAUGAAGAUAGAGGCAACGAGAAAGUGGCAAAAGUAUCUGAGAUACUGCGUGAGGAAAUCCUGAAGGAAAUGGGAUUCACAGUGCCUUCAUGCUUGCUUCAUGCAGCGUGCCUCAGUACGUACGUUCCAGGUGAAGAGGCAAGAUUAAGGACGACGGCUAAUGUUGGGAGUGACCUGGCAGUAGCUUAUUACUCCGGCUACCUCAAGCUGCUUGAGAACGCUCCGCAGACGUCUUCGGUACAUGACCACUCUUCUCUUUUAGAUAGAAUCAAGGAGUAUGAAAAGGACAACAAAGUAAAUGUGGCUGUGAAGAAGUUAUUCAUCCUGAUGCCAGAAUCCUGUUCCAUCGGGCCAGUUUUAGGGAACGACGAUGACGAUGGCAUUGAAGUAGCCAAUGCCAUGAAAGAGCUCCGUGUGUCCAGAGCCGGCACUAAGCACAGGAAAUAUUCAAACACCGUGUAUAUCAUUACCAAUGGAGAUGACGAUCUGUUUUACUGCGUGGCUGAAGGGGCGACGCCCCUACUCACACUGUUCGACAUGAAGGAACAGAAUAUUCUUACAGAGGAGGAAAUGACAGAGCAGAUGGGGAUUUUCAAACACACACUCGAGAAGCUCCUCAGUACCGACUGUAAAUGCGGCGAGCUUUUCAAACUGAUCACUUACGAAGACAAGGACCCCCACAAGGUCAGAAAAGUAUCCAAUGUACUACGCAAUGAGAUUUGUAAGGAACUUUAUCUCUCGGACGAUAGCCAUCUACUGAAUGCAGUAGGUUGAAACAUCGGUCAAAAACUGCAGAAACAAGUGCAAGUUUUGUUGCGGUGGACUAUAGUCCAGGUGGAUAUGCGAGGGAAGGCCUGGCCCAUGCUAUAUUGUGAUUCUCAAUUAUGUACAAUGUGUUUGCUAUAAAAUGUUAAAUCAG